Messenger RNA from Rotaria sp. Silwood1, 1197 nucleotides. The record is from the annotation of a GenBank genome assembly. NCBI's taxonomy places the organism in Eukaryota, Metazoa, Rotifera, Eurotatoria, Philodinida, Philodinidae.
AUGUUAGAUGUAUCCAAUAAUAUUGUUACAUCAAUCAAAGGUGUCGGAUUUAUUAAUUCUCAUGAAAUGACGAUAACUCAAAAACAACGUAGUAAUCAUCCAGAUAUACCAUGGAAUUCAAAUAAAAAUCUGCCGUCAGCUAAACCAAGCUCAGCAUGGUUUUUGACAGAUCAUCCAUGGCUGCGUGCCAUUCGUACAGAUAAUCAAUAUGGUUUAUUAUGCAUUGACUGUGCUGAAUUUGCAUCGGAUGAAGCGGCUAUUAAAAAGUCCCAAGGUGCAUUCAUUGUAAGACCAUACUGGAAGUUAAAGCAUAAAGGAUUGGAAGGGAUCCAGGAACAGAAAAAAAGCGAUUUACAUCGAACACGCACUGAUCGACGAAUUGCAUCAAAAAUUGUCUCGAUUAAUGGUAAUGUAGCAGGUCAAUUACAAUGUGUAAAUUUAGACAUUCAAACACGAAAAUAUCUUACUAUUCUUAUUCAAACUCUUUGGAAUAUUAUCAAGGAGGAAAUUGCACUAGUAAAAUUCAAAACGUUGAUACAAUUUCUUUAUCAUGUACAAUGUCCUGAUGUUGUCAAUUGGUUUAAAAUUUCAAAUGUAAAGGAACGAUAUUGGAGUUGGGAAGCAAUAGCUGAAUGGCUACAAAGUAUUGAUAAAUAUGUUCAUCAUUUGCAAACUCCUUCAAUUCGUAAAACUCGCUAUAUUAAUAUCAUUAUGGAUGAAACUCGUGAUAUAACGGCUAAUGAAAUGCUUUGUUUAUGUUUGCGAUAUGUAGAAGAAGAUAGUGGUAAUAUUCGAGAAGAAGUUUUUAUGUUCAAGCCAGUUAUAGAUGGAAGUGGACAAGGUGUAUUCAACAUUGCUCGAGAAUUUAUCGAACGUCUUCAGCAGGAAACAAACAAAGAACUGAUAAUUACAGCACAAACAUAUGAUGGAGCGUCUUCGAUGAGUUAUCAGGCACGAGGGCACGUUCGUAGUCGAUUAUCAACCUGGGCAAUAUAUAUUUAUUGUCGUUCACAUUUAUUAAAUUUAAGUGUUCAAGAUGCAAUUGAAAUUUAUAUGUAUGAUAUUUAUGAUACUGUUCAUUCAACUUUGGUUUUUCUACGCGACAGUUCUAUUCGUCUUCAAGUGUUAUCUGAAAGUCAAAAACUUAUCAACUGCAACAACAAAGGUGAUAUUUUUCUAUCCAUAGGUCACGAAUGA